Lasiodiplodia theobromae is the source of this 1107-nucleotide messenger RNA. Its product is annotated as PDT domain-containing protein. Gene Ontology annotation, biological process: L-phenylalanine biosynthetic process. The transcript is spliced from 2 exons. Gene Ontology annotation, cellular component: cytoplasm. Gene Ontology annotation, molecular function: chorismate mutase activity; prephenate dehydratase activity. Bases 1 to 1107 code for a protein of 368 amino acids. Lineage: Eukaryota; Fungi; Ascomycota; Dothideomycetes; Botryosphaeriales; Botryosphaeriaceae. The record is from RefSeq and is a predicted model, not a curated record.
AUGGCCGAACAAGAGACGGUCGCAUUUCUCGGCCCAACGGCCUCCUACACGCACCAGGCGGCGCUUGACUCCUUCGACGAGUCCAAAUACACCUUCCAGCCUGUGGUCAACAUUGAGGAUGUCUUCUCCGUCGUCCAAGCCGGCACCGCGGACUACGGCGUCGUGCCCAUCGAGAAUUCCUCCAACGGCGCCGUCAUCUUCACGCUCGACCUCUUCGCCGACCUGAAGGACCGCUACCCGGACAUCCUCAUCUGCGGCGAAGCCUACGUCCGCAUCGAGCACUGCCUGCUCGGCUACGCCCCUUCUUCCCCCAAGGCCGCGGCGUUGUCGUCGGCGGCGGCCGCUCUCCUCCACGACUCGACGACCACGGGCUCGCCGGCCUCGUCGUCGGGCGUGGCGACUCCCACGCUGGACGCGCCGGCCCCGUCGAAGCCGCGCACGAAGCCGCUGGCGGACCUGAGCGGCAUCAAGAAGCUGUACUCGCACCCGCAGGCGUGGGGCCAGUGCAAGAACUUCCUCAACGCGCACCUGCGCGGCGUCGAGCGGCAGGACUGCUCGUCGACGUCGCGCGCGGCCGAGGAGGCGGCCAAGGACCGCACGGGCGCCAGCGCGGCCGUCAGCAGCGCGACGGCGGCGAAGCUGCACGGGCUGGAUUACCUAGCCAAGGGUAUCAACGACCGCGACGACAAUACUACGCGGUUCUUCGUGCUUAGGCGGCGCGUGGUGAGCGAGGCGGAGGAGGAAGGUGAGCCGGGGAAGGACGGGUUCUCGGCGUUCAGGCCGAGGGAUUGGGUGGACGGCCAGGGUGACGGCGAUGAGGCGGACAUGGAGGCGUGGAAGAGCUUGGUCGGCUUCACCGUCGAUCACAACGACCCCGGUGCCCUGGCGGACUCGCUGGCCGUGUUCAAGCCGUACAAGCUGAAUUUGACGAGCAUCAACACCCGGCCCAGCGGCGUGGAGAAGUGGAACUACAUCUUCUUCGUCGAGUUCCGCGGCCGGAGGUUGGCGGGCCGAGAGGGCGCUGUCAACGCGGCACUGAGGGACUUGGGAGGCGUGGCGAGAAAUUGGCGGUGGUUGGGCAGCUGGGAGAGCCAGUCGGCUACAUGA